UCAAGGAAAUCAAAAACUUUGGAGUACACAAAUAAGCAUAUCGUUUCGUGUUAUCCAUCACUCAGAAAAAAAAUCCCCUUGGAGACAGAGAAAUAAUGGAAUUGCUUCCCCACGACACCGUAGAGAAAAUCCUCGAGAGGGUUCCGGUGAAAUCUCUGAUCAGAUUCAAGUCUGUUUCCAAACAAUGGAAGUUGACAAUCGAAUCUCAAUAUUUUCAGGAGAAACAGUUGAUCUUCUAAGCUGGCGGGAGAGAUCUAAAUCUUGUAUUGGUGUCUACAGAAAUAAGGACGUUGGUGUUGCCCCAUCAUGUUACUGCUGAUUCUCCUCCACUUAAAACUAACGUGUUGUUGAAGUCAUCAGAACGAUAUCAGUUUUACUCACUUUGUCACAACAGUUGUGACGGUCUUGUUUGCCUCUAUGAUUACCACAACUUAAACAUUGUUUUUAAUCCCGCCACUCGAUGGCAUCGACGUUUCCCUGUUUCCAGGUUGCAACAACUCUGUCUAGAGAACCCUAGUAGAAGAGAUAUUCGUCACGUUAACUUUGGAUGUGGCAAAGACAAAAUCAGUGGCAUAUACAAACCGGUUAGGUUAUGUAACUCUUCCGAACUUGGCCUGGAAAACGCUACUACAUGUGAAGUUUUUGAUUUUAGCACCAACACUUGGAGGUAUAUGUAUAUCAAUCCUUCUUCUCCUUAUCGGAUUAAUGCUUCCUCGUUUCGGUGGCAUGCUCUGUAUUUAGAUGGAUCGCUUUAUUGGUUAACCGGGGAGAAAGAAAUAAAAGUUUUAUCGUUAGAUCUCCAAACCGAAACAUUUCAAGUUAUCUCUAAAGCUCCUUUUGCGGAAGCAGAUCCUAGAAACAUCAUCACAUGCAGCCUGGAUAACCGUUUGUGCGUAUCCGUUUAUAAACCUCCCCAACAAGUGAUAAUAAUAUGGUCGUUCAAUUCAGAGAACAAGACUUGGGAACAAAUAUAUUCGCUAGUGAAUCGUAAGAUUAUGCGAUCCUUACCACUAGCAAUUUUGGAGAAGAAUAAGCUCCAUUUUGCAGCUUUUUCAUUAUAAAUGAACUUUC
Arabidopsis lyrata subsp. lyrata is the source of this 1071-nucleotide messenger RNA. Its product is annotated as probable F-box protein At1g14315. NCBI's taxonomy places the organism in Eukaryota, Viridiplantae, Streptophyta, Magnoliopsida, Brassicales, Brassicaceae. The record is from RefSeq and is a predicted model, not a curated record. Gene Ontology annotation, molecular function: protein binding.